Olea europaea var. sylvestris is the source of this 2203-nucleotide messenger RNA. Its product is annotated as protein indeterminate-domain 1-like. Gene Ontology annotation, cellular component: nucleus. Bases 499 to 2031 code for a protein of 510 amino acids. The record is from RefSeq and is a predicted model, not a curated record. Lineage: Eukaryota; Viridiplantae; Streptophyta; Magnoliopsida; Lamiales; Oleaceae. Gene Ontology annotation, molecular function: DNA-binding transcription factor activity. The transcript is spliced from 4 exons.
AGGAAGAAGAAGCUGAAACUGUAUUUAAUCAUGGUUAAAAAUUAAACCAUGAUUAAAUGCCGCCGUUCAGUCCAGUGUUAAACAACAAGCUUAUAAUAUGAUUAUACUCACUUCAAAAUCUCUCUUUUUGUUUUCUCUCCUCAUGAUAGUACAAAAUUGAUAGGGAAAAGAAUAACAUGGUCGAAAGAUUGGAGGUUCCGUCGUGUAUAAACAUAUAUGGGGUGGUUUUUGUAGUGGGCUACUGAGUUGAACCGGCGUCCUCGUUUUGUUUAAUUCAAGAACAUCUUUUUUUUUUGGAUUUUCAAUUUUCAAGGGAUUUUUCGUACCCUCUUUCUGCAAAAUUAUUGUUUUCCGUGAAUUUCAAGCUCGUAGAAUAAAAUUUUCUUGGUUUUUGGUGAAUUCUUGUUUGUGGGCUUUUGCUAGAAGUUUUGUUGAAUUCUGAAAAUUGCAGUUAUAGGGAGCUGAAUUUAGAGAGGGAAAGCUUGAAGCAAGGCGGAAAUGGAGACUUCAUCGAUUUCAAGUGUUGAGAAUCAAACAACCGAUCAACCAGCAGCCAAGAAAAGGCGGAAUCAGCCCGGAAUGCCUGAUCCAGAUGCAGAAGUGAUAGCUUUAUCCCCAAAAGCACUGCUAGCAACCAACAGAUUUGUGUGUGAAAUCUGCAACAAAGGGUUUCAAAGAGAACAGAAUCUGCAACUCCAUAGACGAGGCCACAAUUUACCAUGGAAACUCCGGCAAAGAUCCGGCAAUGAAGUGAAAAAACGAGUAUACGUAUGCCCAGAAAUCUCUUGCAUUCACCAUCACCCGUCAAGAGCCCUCGGUGACCUCACCGGAAUCAAGAAACAUUUCUGCCGGAAACACGGCGAGAAGAAGUACAAAUGCGAAAGAUGUACAAAGAUUUACGCCGUUCAUUCCGAUUGGAAAGCCCACAUGAAAGUUUGUGGCUCCCGUGAGUAUCGGUGUGAUUGCGGAACCUUGUUUUCAAGGAAGGAUAGUUUUAUUACACAUAGAGCAUUUUGCGAUGCAUUGGCGCAAGAGAGCACAAGGUCUCCAACCUUGGAAGUUCAGGUAGUUAAUGGAGGAUCUUCCAGUCCAACUCCACCGCCUCUUACUCCGUCGUCUACCGGAGUACUAUCUCCGGUGCUAUCCAUUCAAAGCUCAGCAGCAGAAUUUCCUGAAAAUCAGACUCUGCAUUUUCAACCGCAACCCGGAACAGCUGCAUUGUCUACUUCAAUCACCACCGCGACCACCACUACCACCAUUGCCGCUACUGCCAGUGGUGUCUCCACCUAUAACGGAAAUAUUAAUAGCAGCAGUGGAGUAUUUGCUAGUAUAUUUGCUUCAUCUACUUUGGACAAACUGGCACAACCAUCCCGUUGUCCCUCAUCGUAUUCUGACUUACUGUGUGCAAUGGCUGGAUCGGAGUGCUCGACCAUUGAUCCCAUAUCGCUCUCACUGUCAUCUUCUUUGUAUCUCUCUACUAGUCCAGCAUCUUUGUUCCCGACUGCAUCCCAGGAUCCCUAUAGGCAUUAUGCAUCAACUCCACAGCCAGCACUGUCUGCAACUGCAUUGCUUCAGAAAGCAGCUCAAAUUGGUGCAACAUCAGCCAACUCCUCACUUCUUCGUGGCCUCGGGCUUGCAAUGUCAUCUUCAUCCGAUCCUCAAGAUAACAUCUCGAUGCCAGCUGCUGCUACUAUUACUGCCCCUUCCCCACCACAUUGGAACAGUCAUAUGCAGCUUGGAAACAGUUCAUUUGAUCCCGGUCUUGGGUUGGGGAUCCCUUCCAAUCGUUCUUCGGGUCUGAAUGACUUCAUGAUUGGCCCAUCAACGUCACUCUUAAGUAACAAGCCGACGACUCUAGAUUUUCUUGGCCUGGGAAUGGGUGCUAGUGAAGGCCCCUCUGGCGAGUUUUCGGCCUUCUUGACCUCAAUAGGAGGUGGACUUAAUGCUGCUGCUGCUUCCAUUGGUGGUGGUUCAAGCUCUGCUGGAGAAGCUUGGGAUGAUCCUUCUGAUAGGAAGACUUCUUUGCUAUAGUAGAAGCUCCCUUUUGUUUUUCUCAAAGCUAUAUACAUCUCUAAGUUUUGAUAUACAUAUUUUUUUUGUUUCCUAGACAUAUCUUAAGGUUGCUUUCUUGUUUGUCUUGUUAGUUGGAACUUGCAUGGGCAAGUUGUGAAUAUGAACUCUCAGAUCGUCUUGGUACGAAGAA